Molecule: messenger RNA, 704 nt
Organism: Populus nigra (black poplar)
Lineage: Eukaryota; Viridiplantae; Streptophyta; Magnoliopsida; Malpighiales; Salicaceae
Exons: 2
Coding region: 189-572 (127 amino acids)
Source: RefSeq, a predicted model, not a curated record
AGAACAGCAAUCCUUAGCCGUUGGAUAAAAAACUCCCACAGUCAAACCCAACCCCCCAUCUAAAAGUAGAAGUAAACCCUCACUCUUUCUCCUCCCUCAAGGAUCCACCACCAUUUCCCGGAGUCUACCCUCGUUAAGGGGAAAUCUUCCUGGGGAUAAAUUCCAAGAGCUUGUGUAUUGAAAGAGUAAUGGUGGACCCAUGGUGGUCUUUAUUGGGUGCAGCAAUACCUGCUAUAAUUGCAGGGCAAGCAUUGAGGAUGAAGAAAAGAAGAGCUGAUGAGCAGAGGUUAAAGAGUGCUAGAGGCCGUGAAAAGAGCUCCGAUGAAAUUUUUGUUUGCGAGAGGGUAUGCACAUCGAAGAGGAUGCUAAAGAAGGUUGGUGCAUUAUCUAAAGAUCCAACUAUUGAUACUUGUGUGACUGUUUGUGGUGUUUCUGAGCUCGAUGCUUGUGCCGAUGCGUGUGCCAGAACUGUUUGUGUGAAUCAACACCAAGUGCCUAACUGGAAUGAUAUUUGCCUUCGGAGGUGCCAAAGUGAGUGUCUUAGGCUAUCCAGAUCCUUUGAAACUUCUUGAGAGGCUCUUGUACCGUGUCUGUCGUCUGUCUUGGAUUUACAUAAAGUUUAGUGUAAUUUACAUUUCCUCGAGGAAUUUGAUGGAAUACUUUGUUCAAAAUGGGAAUGGAAAAGUAAAAGGAAAUUAGCAUUU